Messenger RNA from Colossoma macropomum (tambaqui), 4258 nucleotides. RefSeq names its product pleckstrin homology-like domain family B member 3. Lineage: Eukaryota; Metazoa; Chordata; Actinopteri; Characiformes; Serrasalmidae. The record is from RefSeq and is a predicted model, not a curated record.
ACGGGUGUGAAACGGAGCGGUUUUCUCCGCCCGAUCUCAGAUACUCAGAGCUGAAAGUGACUCUAAUGGCGACAGAGAAUCAGAGCGGACUGAAUCAGAGCGGAACCGAGCGGCUGGAUUCACCCUGCUUCACUCCCCGGCACUCCUCAACACUCCCCAACACUCCAGCAGCGCUCCGACCCCAGACCUGCUGAGGAGAGAGGACCAGCCCGGGGUGAUCUGUGAGUGAGAGUGAGAGUGAGAGCCGCGCCGAGCUGAGCAGGUAUGAUCGACACACCCAGAUGUAAUAUGGACUCACAAAGGAACCAGUGGGAGCCCAGCCAGACGCACCCCUGGAUCACCCGAUUGGCUGGUGGUGAACGAAGCCCCGCCUCCUCUGGGGCGGAGUCAGACACCGAGGGCAGCAGCACUGAAAGCGAGUGGUCCCAUGUCAGACGGAUGGACCCCACCAAGGCCUUGACCACACCCAGCGCACUGCAGCAGCGAAUCACAGAACUCGAUCAACAGAGGGAGGAGCUAAAGAUAGAGCUGCAGUUGGAGAUCGCUCUGCUGCGAGGGGAGCUGCAGACGGAACAGGAGAAUCUGCGCAGACACACUGCACAGCUGCAGACGCUGAAGGAGACGAGCAGGCAGAAGCAGACGCAGACGCAGGCCGUCAUACAGCAGGAGCGCGAGCAGCUGGAGAAGGAGAGGCUGAGGGUGGAGGAGCUGAAGAAGUUGUGGACGGAGAAAGAGAAGAAACUCCACACUCAGCCAGAGAGCCAGAAGGAGCAGCUAAUGACCCAACUCCAGCAGGAGAAGGACACAGUGGACGGUGCAGUGCGGGCGUUUGAGGACUGGGAGUUCCGCAUUCUGGAGCUGGAAAGCGGCCUGGAGGAGGAGACCAGCCACGGAGAAACGGAGAGAGAGAUCAGCCGAGAGGAACACGCUGUAAACAUGGCUCAGGAGCGAGUCCAGACGCUGGAGCAGCAGCUGAGAGAGAUGGAGAGAGAGAAGGAGAGAGAGAUGAAUUCACUCCGUCAGGAGAAGAGAGAGCUGAUCCACAAAUCACAGCGGAUUUCAAAAGAGAAAACUCUCACUGAUUGGCCCAGAAUCACUGGCCCCGCCUCCAGCAUGACAUCACUGUCUCCGGUGACCUCUCACAAACCAGCACAGGACCCGCUGAAGGAGCUGUCGAGUUUACCGCGCAGACGCAGUUCCCACCGCAAGACCGCAGAACGGCCGCUCUCAACACAAGGGCUGGUGAGGAUGGGACCCGACAGGUUGAGUCCUGAAGCUCUCACUCCUCCUCUUCCUCACCCUGCACACAGACUCGUUAACGGGAAUGCUAAUGGUAGGCCUAGCGCUAACGGGAACACUAAUGGAAGGCCUAAUGCUAAUGGGAACGCUAACGGCUUUCUCACACCAUGUAAUAGCACCAACAGCUCCAGAGCUCCCAGCCCCAGUCUGUGUCUGCUGGACCUGGUGGAGAUCGAGAGGAAGCUGCGUGAGGCUAAAGCGGAGAGAGAACGGCUGCUGAAGGAGAGAGUGAGUCACACAGAGAACCGGAGAACUGAAGAGCGAAGACAGAAGGAGCUGGAGGCACUGAACACACACACUCACACACACCUCAGCACACCUCAGCACACCACCACAAACACACCUGAACACACUCCCCCCGACACGCACUCCAAAACACCCCCCGACACACACACUGAGGAGGAGCACAGAGUCAGCCCAGCUCACAAAGCCCCCCAGCAGGGUGUCCCCCUGUCCCUGACGGUGAACUUUGACCUGCGGGCUCAUGUGGAGUCUCUGGGUCACGGCGUGCAGGGGUGUAUGGGUGUGAGUUUAUCUGCGCGAAGGUGCGAGGGGUUCCUGACGAAGCGUGGAGGCCGAGUGAAGACCUGGAGGAGGAGAUGGUUCCUGUUUGAUCUGGACCACCGCAGACUCGCAUAUUACACCGAUCACGAUGAGAGGAAGCUGAAGGGGGUGAUCUACUUUCAGGCCAUAGAGGAAGUUUACUAUGACCAUCUGCGUACAGCUACCACAUCUCCUCGGCCCAGCCUGACGUUCUGCGUGAAAACAUACGAACGGCUCUUCUUCCUUGUGGCUCCGAGCGCCGAGAGCAUGCGGAUAUGGAUGGACGUCAUCGUCACGGCAACAGAUGAGCACAGCAGAUACUGACCACCGUUUGCCGUGGCGACCUCAAACCUGGAGUCGCGUGAACCAGCAAUAAGAGACCACAUUCGGAGAACAUGGAGCCUGAGCCCAGAGCAGCAGUGAGGAGGGAACACAAACCAGCCUGGAAAAGCUGAGCCGAGCUUACAGGAGUGAACUGAACACACAAAACCCAAAACAGGACUCGGCGGACCCUCAGAACCGCCAGAAAAGAGAGACAGUGGGCGAGCAGGUCUGUGGGACGACACAAAACACAAACUUUCAGAGGGACUUUUAACCUCUGUGGUGUCUGUUCUAUUUACAAACCAGACAGAAAGGACAAAAGUCCCGCACGCUUCACAAAAAAACACCAGAUACACAGCGAUAUGAGAUCUCACAGCUUUAUAGUAAACGUAGAGCUGGGCAGUAUGGCAGAAAUAAUAUUGUGAUACUUCACAAUACACGGUAUGUCACAGUAUGGACGUCUGAUCAGCUGGAACUGAGACAAAAAGAGACGCAUUUAAAAAUAAUACUAUCAAAAACUGUGAACACUGAUUUUUAUUCAAUAUUUGGCAAUAAAUCCAGUUAAACAGACUAAUUUUGCUCUCUUUAUAAUGAAACAUGCAGCUGUUUAGUGUUUACAAAUACUGAUGAUAUCAUAUGUUCAGAAAAGCAUACACAGUAAGUACUGUCACAUAAUUUAUCACAAUAACAAUAUAUAUAUAUGUAUAUAUUCACUGUGUGAAAAUAACAUUUAAAAAGCUGUUUAUCUGGACAGUACGUGUUUAUAUUUACCGUUUCCUGCCCUCUCAUCAAGGAAGCCCAGCAGUUACAGCUACCAUCCAAUACCUGAUUUACCUUAUCAAUACUUUAUUAUGCUGAAUCAGGUGCUGGUGAUGGAAUCGAACCAAUAAAAAGCUUUGUUCUUCAGACUAGCUCACAAGAUAUCAACCACUUUUUCUUUAAAACAAGGAAUUCUUGUCUGUAUUUACUGUGUUUAUGUUUAUCUGUAUUUAUUCUGGUGUGAUGUUGGGUUUUCACUGACAGGGAACACCUGAUAAUGACUUUAAACAAUGUGUUUGGGUGCCUGAAACUACUGAAAGUGCCUUAGAGGCAACUACAAAUGCAACAUUAGUUCCACUGAUGGUCACACAGCGUGCGGGAAUAUUGACCUUGUGCUCUUUCAUAGAACAGACACCGUUAAAGGGCCCAUAUCACACAUUUUUCUUGCAUUUUGUUUUUUCGUCCGGACCACUUUCCAUCCCAUCUUUAUCUCUCAGAAUUAAAACGGGCCGUUUCUGUUACUGUUUCUUUAAGGCUGAUAUAUGUAAAUGAGCUCUAUUCUGAUUGGCUGCCCUGUCUUGAGCCUGGAGCGUGAACGCUUCUUAUAACUUCAGUGUGAGUGGGCGGGGCUAAACUGCUGUAGGCUGAAGAGGUGGAUACGCAUGUAAAUGUGUUGGUGCGACUGAUUGUGCAGGUCAGGGUCUGUAUAUGGACCGUAUGGACAGGGACUGAAUGGUACACUUUGAAACUACUACAUCUAAGUCUCUUAUUUAAAAAAUGCAAGUAAAAUUUAACCUUCUAUGAUGUGGCCCUUUAAAAUCACAGGUUAAAAUUCACAGAGGUUAUAGAGUUUGAUGCCAGUUUGUUCAUCUAAACUGACCACAGGGACUCCUCUGGAACGUUCUGGUCUGAUGUGUUCACCUCUAAAAGGUACUUUUGGUCAUUUCUGAAUGGACUUCUGUGGACUAACACCACGUGUGCUGAUCCAGCGGUCUCUAUUCUGAGCAGCAGCUCUUAUUUAUGUUAUUAUUCAGGGUAAAUCUGCUAUAUGAUUGGCUGCUGCCACCUUGUGGUCACUCGGAGAACACUAAGUUACUGUGAGGUACAGGGAACUUUAAUAAUGCUUCUUAUACACUAUUUAUUACGGGGUUACAUUGUUUAUGAUUAACAUUAAAGUGUAAAAACUUGAAGAAUGUAAGUGUGACUGUUACAUACUGACCUAUUUGUGCUUCCUUUGUCUUUUUCUUCUGGAUUUCACGAACAUAACUCCUACAGUUACUCUCAUUCUUAAUUAUUCAAUAAAGAUUUUAAGACAGUUUUACCUGUUCGGUCUGAA